UGUACACAUGUACCAGACCCCCCUCUUCUCUGUAGACUGUAGGGGCUCUUGGCUUUCUCUGCCUGCCUCUCCUCUCCCACCCUCUCUUUUGCCCCUUUCCAGUUGUCCAUGCCCCCAUCUUUUUCACCACCGUCUCUCCUCUUCCUCCUCCCCUAGGUACAGUCCCCCCCGGUUUGCAAUUUCCGUCAUCUCCGUCGUCCAAAGUUGGAAGGAAAGGUGGUGGUGGCCAUGCAGCACCCCCAGGGUGCCGGCGACCCGCCGUAUGGCGUCGUCCCCGCGCCGCCGACCAUGGCCGCCGCGUUCGACCUGCCUCCGGUGACCACGCCGGCGCCCGCCGCUCCAAGUGACGUCCUGCUGCCGACGCAGCCGCAGGUGUCGGGUCCCGAAGAAUUCCCCGCUGCCGCCGUCAACUCCAACGACGACGACAUGAUGAUGGUCGACGACGUCGUCGUCGCCGGCGGCGUCGGCGGGAGCGGGAGCACCGGCAACCGGUGGCCGCGGGAGGAGACGCUGGCGCUCAUCAGGAUCCGGUCGGAGAUGGACGCCGCCUUCCGCAACGCCACCCUCAAGGCGCCCGUCUGGGAGGAGCUCUCCAGGAGGCUUGCGGAAUUGGGGUACCAGAGGAGCGGCAAGAAGUGCAAGGAGAAGUUCGAGAACGUGGACAAGUACUACAAGCGCACCAAGGAAGGGCGCACCGGGCGGCAAGACGGGAAGAGCUACCGCUUCUUCUCGCAGCUCGAGGCGCUCCACGCCGCGGCGCCGCCGCCGCCGCCGCAGCAACGGCAGGGCAUGCCGGUGGAGGACCCGCAGCCGCUGGCGAUGGCGUGGAUGAUGUUGCCCGGGGCGGCGGACCUCGGGUUCUUGUCGAUGUCGUCGGAGUCUGAGUCGGACGAUGAGUCCGACGAGGAGGAGGAGGAGGAGGAGGCGGUGGCGCCGGGCGGCGGCGGUCGGGAGGGGCUUGGCGAUGAUGGUGACGGUGAUGGCGAAGGGGGCAGCAGCACCAGGAAGCUGAUGGCCAUGUUCGAAGGGAUGAUGAGGCAGGUGACGGAGAAGCAGGACGCGAUGCAGCGGGUGUUCCUGGAGACGCUGGAGAAGUGGGAGGCGGAGCGCACCGAGCGGGAGGAGGCGUGGCGGCGGAAGGAGGUCGCCCGGAUCAACCGCGAGCGGGAGCAGCUCUCCAAGGAGCGCGCCGCGGCGGCGUCCCGCGACGCCGCGCUGAUCGCGUUCCUCCAGCGCGUCGGUGGCGCCGGCGGGGAGCCCGUGAGGCUCUCCCCUUCGUCCGCCGGCGCCACCCGCCACGACGCGGCCGCGGCGGGGCUGCAGCUGGUGCCCGUGCCGGCGCCGAGAGCGAAGGCGGAGGACGCCUGGGCGGCAGCAGGAGGAGACGGCAGCGGGACGACGGCGCCGUCGCGGUGGCCCAAGGAGGAGGUGCAGGCGCUCAUCGACCUGCGCAUGGAGAAGGAGGAGCAGUACAACGACAUGGGACCCAAGGGCCCGCUGUGGGAGGAGAUCGCCGCCGGCAUGCAGAGGAUCGGCUACAACCGGAGCGCCAAGCGGUGUAAGGAGAAGUGGGAGAACAUCAACAAGUACUUCAAGAAGGUGAAGGAGAGCAACAAGCGGCGCCCCGAGGACUCCAAGACCUGCCCUUACUUCCACCAGCUCGACGCCAUCUACCGCAAGAAGCACUUCGCUGGCAGAGGCGGCGGCGGCGGCGGCGUCACGAUCGCCGCCUCCCACUCCAGCCUCGCCAUCGUCACCGUCUCCGAGCAGGACAACCCGAGCCAGCGUGAGCUCGAGGGGAAGAGCAGCAACGACGUCGGCAACGUGCAGCUGGCGGUGCCCCUCCUUGUCCACAACGCCCCAGACAAGAAGGUGGAAGGCUCCGAAGGCGAACCAAAUGUCACAGCAGCAGCGGAGGAGACGGACAGCGACGAGAUGUGUGGAGAAUACACCGACGAUGGCGACGACGACGACAAAAUGCAGUACAAAAUAGAGUUCCAGAAGCCAACUGCGGGCGGCGGCGGCGACGGCAACGACGCACCCGUGCCGGCGACAACUGCGGCAGCGACGAGUUCAGCCCCAACCAGCAACACCAGCUUCCUUGCGGUUCAGUAGGUGGCAGUGCGCGCAGAGUGAGGGGGCUAAAGAAAGCCAGGCAGGCAUCACCGUCUUCUUUUUCAGUUCAAGAGGGUCACAAUUGCCCUAUUAUACUUUUUCAGUUGUUUUGCUGUGAUGUUGGCAACAUCCCGUAUACCAUUUGUUGAUUUCUUUCUGUGGUAACUAGCAAACUAUCCAAAAAAAAAAAAAGCAUGAACCAAAUUAGGUUCACAGACAGAGGGGUUGUUGAGAAGAAUACCAGCAUAACAGGUUUUAUAGUUCAUGAUAUGAUUUUGCGUAUGCUUUUC
This is a messenger RNA of Oryza sativa Japonica Group (Japanese rice), 2405 nucleotides long. Its product is annotated as trihelix transcription factor GTL1. NCBI's taxonomy places the organism in Eukaryota, Viridiplantae, Streptophyta, Magnoliopsida, Poales, Poaceae. The record is from RefSeq and is a predicted model, not a curated record.